Messenger RNA from Eublepharis macularius, 2982 nucleotides. It is a transcript of the gene DCTD, whose product is annotated as dCMP deaminase. Gene Ontology annotation, cellular component: cytoplasm. The record is from RefSeq and is a predicted model, not a curated record. Gene Ontology annotation, biological process: dTMP biosynthetic process; dUMP biosynthetic process. The transcript has 6 exons. NCBI's taxonomy places the organism in Eukaryota, Metazoa, Chordata, Lepidosauria, Squamata, Eublepharidae. Gene Ontology annotation, molecular function: zinc ion binding; dCMP deaminase activity. Bases 59 to 640 code for a protein of 193 amino acids.
UGCAACGGGAAUCUCCCGGCCGAGAAGCGGGCUUCGGUUUGGGCAGGACUGCAGCAAGAUGAACGGCGGGAACCCCUCGCAGAACGGCCAUCUCAACGGGUACAGCUGUGAAAAGCCCUGUAAAAAACGUGAUGACUAUUUGGAGUGGCCUGAAUAUUUUAUGGCUGUAGCUUUCUUGUCAGCACAAAGAAGCAAAGAUCCAAGUUCACAGGUUGGCGCUUGCAUUGUGAAUUCAGAAAACAAGAUAGUUGGGAUUGGAUACAAUGGCAUGCCCAAUGGAUGCAGUGAUGACUUGUUACCUUGGUCGAGAACAGCAGAUAAUAAACUUGACACGAAAUAUCCCUAUGUGUGUCAUGCUGAACUGAACGCCAUAAUGAACAAGAACUCUGCAGACGUGAAAGGCUGCAGCAUGUAUGUUGCCUUGUUUCCUUGUAAUGAAUGUGCCAAGCUCAUCAUCCAGGCAGGUAUAAAAGAAGUUAUCUUUAUGUCAGACAAAUAUCAUGACACUCCUGAGAUGACAGCUGCACGACGUUUGUUUGAUUUAUCUGGAAUUAUAUACAGGAAAUUCAAACCAAAGUGCAGUAAGAUAGUCAUUGAUUUUGAUUCAAUUAACAGCAGAUCAAGUCAAAAGCCUCUGUGAGUGACAUCUAAUUACAUUUCUAGAAGAUUGUGAUUAUCCUUUUCUGAGAAGCUGGUAAAGCCUUUCAUCUUGCAGCAAGGCAUAACUUUUUAAUAGCUACUACUGUUUACAUCAGAAGCAUCAACUGGCUUAGAAAAUUUUUAUCGCCCUUUUCCAUACCUUUAAACUUUGACUUUCUGUACUUUUGUAUGCCUUCCCUAAAUGGAAUCUGUAAAUAAGACCUGCACUUUUGUAUGGAUAGUAAGAAAAUUUCUUAUACCCCAUUUCUUAUAUCCAUUGUCUGGAUAUAAGAUCCAGUGUCUGAUCUGACUUAAGGGAGCUGAAAUAUCAAUCUAAUAACCUAUGACCAAUUGUGUCUAAGAACCCUGAUGGAAAACUUCAUUAACAUAUAUGUAUAGGAUAUGUGUAUUAGCCCAGAAGAUCAACAGAAAGCACAACUAUUAACAGUGAAAAUGUUGACAUACAAGCAAUAAGCUAGACAUUUGUAUAAUAGGCAGAAUACUGUCUUUCAUGUGAUAUCUAUACUGGAACAUUACACCUUGGUAUUUUACCAGAUGUUCUUCUCUUUAAUUGCUUCUCCUGUUGCAAUGUAGCACAUGAGCAUGUGUUCAAUUACAUUUGAAGAAUGUUUUGUAUUGGAUGUAGUUUUAGAGUAGCUUUAAUUCCUUUUCCCCAAGAUACUUACACUUUAGUAGAGGGUAAGUGAAUAAAUCAUUAGGUUUUCACCUAUGGGACCAUGUUGGGAGCUGAUUUUAAUAACUAAAAAGAAACUGCUUUAUUGGUCUAAAUUACUUUUAGACAACUCACUGUACUAUAGUACUGAAACCAUCCUCCAAGGUAACUUAAUCACUACUUUUUCCUCUAAAGGAAAACAAGGAGAUUCAGUCCUUGCUGAGGUUAUACAUUCCAAAAGUCAUAAUAACGGUUUUGGCUUGCUUUGAGUUGUUAAAAACUAGCUCUGUGCCAUUUGUUUUGGAAACAUAGACUAAAGCUAGAUCUCCUUUGAUUUUUUCAAUAACUUUCUGUAACUUCUUGUUCAAUUUGAUAAAAAGUUUUAAAAAAUAGAAACCUAAAAAUAUGUACCUAAUUGUGUGUUUCCAGAACAUUACUAAUCCUAAAGGUAUUUUUUUUAAAUAUUGUGAUGUUUCAGUGGACUUUUAUUUUCUCUGUGAAAUUUUUCUCAGACAUGUUAAGACGUAUAAUUUGGCUUCCUACCAGAGUUAUUAAAGCCUUAUUAAAAUGCAGUGUUGCUGAAGUGGACUCUUAAUAUUACGUUGUAAUCUAGAAUGCUGCUGUUUCUGCAGUCUCAUGCAAAGCAUAUUUUAUACAUUUGUUAUAUCAUAGCAUAAAGAGUAAUGAUCAAAAAUUAUUUAGCCGCUGAAGGAAUUUUAUGCUGCUGCUAUGGUAGUUACAUGUAAAUGUGCUAGGACAUUUUCUAUUCUGUGGCCAUUGACACUGCUCUCCAACUUCGUGAAUUUUGCAUCUGAAAUUUUGCUUAAUUAGUCUUAAAGAUGUUUUCAUGUGUGGGUGAGUUGAUAGGCCAUUAAUGGAGAUAAAACUUCUAAAACUACUUUCAAAGAGAAAAUUAUCUGCCCUAAAAAUCUUCUGGUUUGUAUGUUUUUAUAUUUUGAAGGAAAACUCUACUAGUGAGAACUGUCCUGGGUCUCCAUGCUCGCUUGUGCCCAGCCCAGCCCUUCUUCCUGGCUAGCCUAUAGCAUGGGAGGCCAUACUACUGAAAGGAGGGCGGGGGGGAGAGAACGGAAGGCAGUGCCAGUGAAUGAAUCUAGAAGAUAAUCUCAGUGUAGUGUUAGGAAAUAAUUUUUUUCAUGAAGCAAUGUUAUAGCCCAGUCCAAUGUUUACACUAGAAUGUGCUGAGAAAAAAAUGCAUUAUAAUUUUGAAUCUGAGUUUCAGGGGGAAAUUUUUUACCAUGGUUGCCAAUUUCCGGAUAGGACGUUACAGGUUCAGAUUCAAAUCCGUGUGUUUUUUUCAGUUUCUAGAGAUCAAGACAAUUAUGUUCAAUGGGGAAUGUAUACAAGGAUCUGGGGCAGCUGUUUAUUAAGAUAAUGGCACGAAAUGUGCGUAGAACACAGCCUUCCCUCUAAUCUAAAAAACCCCUAAGUUUCAAGCAGGUAGAACAAAGGGCGUCAAUUUUACAGAUCUCUCCAAAGAAGGUGCCUCUUUGUGCAGCUGUAUUUCUCUCUACUACUGAUUCCUAAAAUGGCCAUCAAACAGCAGCCUAGCAGGAGAGCUCUAGCUGUCCACCAGCGUUAUAAAAAACCCAACUGUUGCAUUCAUUUCAUUUCCCUACUCUUACAGUGACUGAAAAUAAAAAUAAAUUACC